GGACAGCUUCGGUGAACCUGUCGGCGAGCAGGCACGAUGCCGCGAAGUCAAUCUCGGGUGUUUGAGGAUGGGGGGGAGGACGAGAAUCGGAAGGCGCAGAAGAAGUGUUGCGUGUACAAGUACAUCCGCGUGGGACAGAGUCUCGGCGAGAGAUUCCGCGGCAAUCGCAUGUUGAAGUGCAUUUUCUGCGGCCACGAGUUCCAGGGCAACCAGUUCGUGGCGGCGUGCCAUUUCCGCGAGGGCAAGGGAUGUCCGGAAGUGACCGACGAGGCACUUGUCGACAUCCACUAUAAUAGUGAGUACAAGAUGUCCGACAAGUUCUUUGAGCGGAUCCAGCGAUUUGAGGAGCUUCACGGUGCGGCGCCUGCGAUGGAUCCGCCACGGGACGAGGGGGGGGAGGGAGAGAUGAGGGGCGCGGGGGAGCAGAUCGACGUGGACGACAACGUCGAGGAGGUUGCACGGGCGGGGUCGUCAGGGAGGGAGCGAGGGAAGGGCGUUGUCAGUGAGCCCGGGGGGGAGCAGGGCCAGUACUUUGCGUCGGCGCACGUGUCGGCUCGUACACGAGCAGGUGCGGAUACGGCUGAGGCGGGUGCAUCUGCGGGAAAGAGGAAGGAGAGAGAGGAGGGGGACAGACCGACGGCAGCACAGAAGAGGAUGAGACAGAACACGAUCACGGAGUCAUUCUCUGCAAAGUGGCAGAUGGAGUUCAAGAAGAGGUGGCUGCGGUUUGUGUACAGUCAGCGCCUGAUGUUCAACGUUUUCCGGAGCGAGCCGUGGUUGGACGUCGUCCGACACUUCAGGGACUUGCCGGGGCCAGUGAAGGUGUUGUGGCCUUCGGAGAAUGAGAUCGCGGACAUAGAGACCAUUGUCCACACGGCGGACGAUGUGGGAGCUGAUCUCGCGGAGGUCAGGGUUCCUUUCUAUGUCACGGGGGCCACCAUUAUGUCAGACAGAAGGAGGUCACGCGAUGCUAGACUUCCUUGCCGGCGGGUCGCGUGGGGKGAUGCUCGUCCGGACGAUGAACAGGGAGGGKGAGCGGGAUCGGGCGCCUGAUGUGUUGGCGCGCUGGAUCAAGGUGUUCGAUGACUUCUCCCCUAAGUGGGUGAACGCCAUCUGCACCGACUCCGCCUCGGCAUAAG
Chara braunii is the source of this 1139-nucleotide messenger RNA. The record is from the annotation of a GenBank genome assembly. NCBI's taxonomy places the organism in Eukaryota, Viridiplantae, Streptophyta, Charophyceae, Charales, Characeae.